AUGUACGAUGAAAAUGAUGAAGAUUUUAGUUCUAAUGAGGCCUAUAAGCUGGACGAAUGGGUUUUUAAUCAUGUGGAGGCGUUUUUCAACAAAGCGAAGAACGAUUCUAACUUAUGGAAAAGUCUCUCAACGGAUAGAAAUGUAUUCUUCCUGCAUCUGCUUGGAUUAGACACAAAUGGUCAUGGCAACAAACCACAUUCUAAAGAAUACGUUGAGAAUAUUGCAGUCGUGGAUCGUGGCAUAGAACGCACACAGCGUGUAAUCAAUGAUUAUUUCAAUGAUCACGCCACAGCUUGGAUAUUCACAGCUGACCACGGUAUGACGGAUUGGGGUUCACACGGAGCAGGCAGUGAUGAAGAGGUUUUUAUAGUUUUACAAUUGGUAUCUGAUCCCCCCUUAUUCCCAUCUAGGUUCUGA
Messenger RNA from Strongylus vulgaris, 417 nucleotides. Lineage: Eukaryota; Metazoa; Nematoda; Chromadorea; Rhabditida; Strongylidae. The record is from the annotation of a GenBank genome assembly.